AUGAUACAAAUUGUGCAGCUGCUUCUGCUCCUGCUCAUUUCCGCUCCGGAAUUCGCCACGUCAUGCACGCUGUGUCAUUUCCGCACGCCGCCGCGUCCGCGUCCGCUCGAUCAAUACAAGCUGCCGACGAUUUUCGGCGGCGCCGCCAAAAAUCGAUUGGAUUUGGAGCGAAUGCCCAAGUUUUGUGAGUCAACGGGGGUACUGUAGGUUACUGUAGCUCAAAAUUUGGAGCAUUUUGAAACCAAACAUGACUGGGGUACUGUAGCUCUGAAAUUCGGUAGAUCAAAAUUUGGAAUUUUUUGGAUUACUGUAGAUUACUGUAUUGUAUCUUUGCUCCAAAUUUCAUAAUCUACAGUAAUUUCCCAUCUACAGUACCCCCUCAAACUACAGUAAUCGAUAUUUCGGGGUACAAUUUGAAAGAUUCCAAAUUUUGAUCUACAGAAUUUCAGAGCUACAGUAACCCAAUCAUGUUUGGUCUCAAAAUGCUCCAAAUUUUGGGCUACAGUACCCUCCGGUGAUCUACAGUAACCCAAAAUGUUGCAGGCAACGCUUCCCGCCAACUUCCCAUCCACUCAGAAUGCCGUGAACAAUUCGAGAAGAUUUUCUGCUCCACAGAUUUGCUCACAGGUUUGAAAUUUUGAAUUUUUCGGAGUACUGUAGAGUACUGUAGGCGCCAAAUUCGAAAAUUUUUCAGAUUCGUUUUCCGGAUGCGGCGCGGCUACUACGGUAGCCACCAAAGAACAACAAUGCUCCGCGUGCGCUAAACAGAAGGCAGAAAAUAUGUGGGUGCUGAAAUGUGAGUUUUUUUCGGGGUACUGUAGGUGCGAAAUUACUGUAGAUUUUGAAAUUUGGAGCAUUUUGAGACCAAACAUGACUGGGGUACUGUAGCUCUGAAAUUCUCUAGAUCAAAAUUUGGAAUCUUUCAAAUUGUACCCGGUUUUUUUGGAUUACUGUAGUUUUAGGGGGUACUGUAGGUAAGAAAUUACUGUAGAUUAUCAAAUUUGGAGCAUUUUGAGACCAAACAUGACUGGGGUACUGUAGCUUUGAAAUUCUCUAGAUCGAAAUUUGGAAUCUUUCAAAUUUUACCCGGUUUUUUGGAUUACUGUAGUUUUAGGGGGUACUGUAGGUAAGAAAUUACUGUAAAUUAUCAAAUUUGGAGCAUUUUGAGACCAAACAUGACUGGGGUACUGUAGAUCCCGAGCGCCAGAGGCGCGAGUGUAAAGGAAGCUUCCGCGAAGCGGCCACGCCUACAGUACCUCUCUGAGGUACUGUAGCUUGUCUACAGUACCCCGCAGUUCAUGAUCUACAGUACCCCUGGGUUACUGUAGGUCCCGAGCGCCAGAGGCGCGAGUGUAUAGGAAGCUUCCGCGUAGCGGCCACGCCUACAGUACCUCUUGAAGGUACUGUAGCUUGAUCUACAAUACCCCGGGUUACUGUAGAUCCCGAGCGCCAGAGGCGCGAGUGUAAAGGAAGCUUCCGCGUAGCGGCCACGCCUACAAUACCCCGUAGCUCAAGAUCUACAGUACCCCCGGGUUACUGUAGGUCCCGAGCGCCAACGGCGCGAGUGUAAAGGAAGCUUCCGCGAAGCGGCCAUCCCAUACAGUACCCCCUCUGGGAUACUGUAGCUUGAUCUACAGUAACCUACUCUAUUUUUUUGUUGCAGGGUUCGACUCACUCGGCAAACCCGCCGCCGGCAUCACCGAAGGCAACUACUAUUGGCUGGGCGACUACGAGAUGUGCGCAGAGCUGCGCUCCACCCGCACCUUCUCCGGCCAAUACUGCCGCAUCGAAAUGGUGAUUCCGGACGCGGGCGUCGAAUCCGGCUGUCCGCAAACCGAUCCGCUCGAAAUUGUGUUGGGCGUGUGUUUUCCGCAAACGUGCUCCGUCGCGGAUUUGACGCGUGUCGCGCAAGCGUAUCUACCGUACUCGCUGAAGGUGCAGUGCGAAUCGGAGAGCUCCUGGUCACUCGUCACGUAUUUUUUGUUGUGAGUUGUUUUUUUUUUGAAUUUUCGAAUGUUCACGCUGAAAAACAAUGUGGCCUAGUUUUUCCAAAAGUUCGGCCACGUGGUUUUAUCAGCGCGAAAAUUGAGAUUUUUGAAUUUCUAAUUUUUCCCGCAGAAAAACCACGUGGCCUAGGAUUUUCGAAAGUUAGGCCACAUGAAUUAUGAGCGGGAAAAUUGAGAUUUUUGAAUUUCUAAUUUUUCCCACCGAAAAACCAUGUGGCCUAGUUUUUCCAAAAGUUCGGCCACGUGGUUUUAUCAGCGCGAAAAUUGUGAUUUUUGAAUUUUCAAAUGUUCCCGCUGAAAAAAACACGUGGCCUAGGAUUUUCAAAAGUUCGGCCACAUGGUUUAUAUGCGCGAAAAUUGGAAAUUCAAAAAUCCAAUUUUUCCCGAAAAAAAACAACACGUGGCCUAGUUAUCCCAAAAGUUCCACGUGGAUUUUAUGGCGGGAAAAUUGUGAUUUUUGAAUUUUCAAAUGUUCCCGCUGAAAAACUAUGUGGCCUAGGUUUUCCAAAAGUUCGGCCAUGUGGAUUAUGAGCGGGAAAAUUUGGAUUUUUGAAUUUUCUGGAAGAAAAUUUUGAAUUUUCAAAUUUUCCCACCGAAAAACCACAUGGCCUAGUUUUUCCAAAAGUUCGGCCACAUGGAUUAUGAGCCGGAAAAUUGAGAUUUUUGAAUUUUCUGGAAGAAAAAUUUGAAUUUUCGAUUGUUCCCGCUGAAAAAACACGUGGCCUAGGAUUUCCAAAAGUUCUUCCACGUGAAUUUUCUGGCGGCAAACCUUCGAUUUUUGAUUUUCCCCGCAGGCUCUGCGCCUUUCUCUGGCUCCUCCCACAAAUCUACUCAACCGCCUUCGAAAAUCAUCAAAUCGACUCGAUUUUGGGCUGUUUUUCGAUCGCCGAAAAUGCGAAACGAACAUUUUCGACGCGCCGACAAACGGCAGAAUUGCACACUGUGCACGGACUCGAAUUUCUCAUCAAUUUCACAAUUAUUUCCGGAAUGGUCUAUAAUAUUAUGAUGCCCUAUAUUGAGAAUGUCGCAUUUUCCUAUGAGGGAAUUUCGGAUUUUGGUAGGUACCGUAGGCCUGGGGUACUGUAGGUUUACUGUAGCUCGAAAUUUGCAACAUUUUGAGACCAAACAUGACGGGGGUACUGUAAUUUUGUAGAUCAAAAUUUGGAAGAGGGGUACUGUAGGCUCCAAAUUUGAUAAUCUACAGUAAUUUCCAACCUACAGUACCCCUACAGUAAUCCAAAAAAACCGGGUACAAUUUGAAAGAUUCCAAAUUUUGAUCUAGAGAAUUUCAGAGCUACAGUAACCCAAUCAUGUUUGGUCUCAAAAUGCUCCAAAUUUAGAGCUACAGUAACCUACAGUACCCUUUUUUGCAGCCAUGCACAUUGUCAACAACUACUCAUAUCAAAUCGACGGUCUUCUCGCACUCUCCGCCUUCUACACAACAUAUUUGCUUUUUGGAGUUAUCCAAACUCCACGGCAUGUUUUGGAGUAUAUUGGGAUGCGGUUUAUCAGGUGAAUUUUGAAAGUUGGAGCAGAAUGACACCAAACACGCCCUACAGUAGUUUAAAGGGACAUACAGUAACCCUGAGGAGUACUGUACUCAUGAGGAGUACUGUAGGCUUGGCCGCUUUGCAGAAGCUUCCUUUACACUCGCGCCUCUGGCGCUCGAGGCCUACAGUACCCCUCAAACUACAGUAAUCCAAAGAAUUCCAAAUUUUGAUCUAGAGAAUUUCAGAGCUACAGUAACCCAGUCAUGUUUAGUCUCAAAAUGAUCCAAAUUUUGAGCUACAGUACCCCCGAGAUCUACAGUAAUCCCAAAACUAUUUUUUUUCGCAGAUUCUGGCCAGCCUACGUCACCUGCGUCCUCUUUAUGUACAUAAUUUUCCCGGGCAUCUCCUCAGGUCCCAUGUGGAUUCACACGGAUACUGUAGAUCGUUGCGAGACCGGAUGGUGGAAAAAUCUGCUGUUCAUCAACAAUUGGUAUAAUGUGACGGAGACGUGUGUGGAUUUUGGAUAUGUGAUUUCGAUUGAGGCACAAUUCUAUGUGAUUUUGUUGGUGGUUAUUAUGUUGUCAGCGAAGUUGCCGCUUCUUAUGCAGGUACGGUGGGUUACUGUAGAUUUUUUGGCGCGAAAUUUGGCGCAGAAUGACACCAAACACGCCCUACAGUAGCUUGAAAAUUCAAAAAUCCAAGUUUCGCGCCUAGAAAACACAUGGCCUAGUUUUUGCAAAAGUUCGGCCACGUGGAUUAUGAGUGGGAAAAUUUGGAAAUUCAAAAAUUGUAACCCUGAGGAGUACUGUAGGCGUGGCCGCUUCGCGGAAGCUUCCGGGAAAAAAUUUACACUCGGCACUCGGGACCUACAGUAACCCAGGGUACUGUGGAUCAUGAGCGGCAGGAUACUAUAGACAAGCUACAGUACUCAAGAGAGGUACUGUAGGCGUGACCGCUUCGCGGAAGCUUCCUAUACACUCGCGCCUCUGGCGCUCGGAAAUUUAAAUUUUCAAAUUUCCCUGCUCAAAAACCACAUGGCCGAGGAUUUUCAAAAAUUCGGCCACGUGGAUUAUGAGCGGGAAAAUUUUGAUUUUUGAAUUUCCCCCCUGAAAAAAAACAGGUGGCCGAACUUUUGAAAAUUCUAGGCCACGUGGAUUUUGAGCGGACUCAGAGAUUCGCUGGCCAGCUCGCCACCAGAUCGCUGCGGCCACCUGGAAACCGCAUGGCCGCCAGGUCGCCUCGAGUUUUCCGGCGACGUGGCCUGUGUGUUUGAAAUUCUGGGAAGCUGGCAAGACAGUGGUUUGUACUAAAAACACUGCAUUUUCUUCUGUUUUUUUCACUUCCUAAGGUUUCAAGUGCUGCGAAAAAACAGAAAAUGAGCCAAAUUUUUCGAAAAUGCCUCAAUUCACAAGUUUUUCAGACAUUUUCAUGAAAAUUCAUUUUGACGCGGCGAAGUGGCCACCACAUGGUAGCCAUGUGGCCGUGACCUAGCCAGAGCCUGGCCACCUUGCCAGCGAAAAAAACCGGGCGACAUGGUUUCCAUGUGGUUCCCAGGUCAGCCAGCCUCCCCACCUGGUGGCGAGCUGGCCAGCGAAUCUCUGAGGAAAAUUUCAAAAAUUCAAAAAACAAAAAAAAAAAAGGUGGCCGAACUUUUGAAAAUUCUAGGCCACGUGGCUAAUUUUGCACGUAGAUCACGAAAAACCGCCCCAUUUUUUUGCAGAUUUUCGCCUAUCUCGGUCUAAUCGCCUCAAUUGCUCUCUCAUUUUAUCGUGCUCAUUUCUUGGCUCUUCCACCUGCUCCAAUGCUCACUUUGGAGCCCGUCGAGCUCUCCAAAACCCACCAACUUUUCGAUCAACUUUUGCUAUCGCCUGCCACGCGCAUUUCCACGUAUUGUAUUGGAUUUAUUUUCGGAAUUGGUUGCGCUAGCGCGUCGGAAGACUUGCGGCAACGCGGAUUGGCUUAUGUGAGUGGAAAUUUGCGAUUUUUUGACACCAAACAUGACAUUUUUUGGAUUACUGUAGUCUGAGGGGUACUGUAGGUGCAAAAUUACUGUAGAUUAUCAAAUUUGGAGCAUUUUGAGACCAAAAAUGACUGGGUUACUGUAGCUCUAAAAUUCUCUAGUUCAAAAUUUGGUAUCUUUCAAAUUGUACCCCCAAAAAUUGAAUUUUUUGGAUUACUCUGGAUCUAGGGGUACUGUGGGUGCGAAAUUACUGUAGAUUAUGAAAUUUGAAGCAUUUUGAGACCUAACAUGACUGGGUUACUGUAGGUCUGAAAUUCUGUAGAUCAAAAUUUGAUAUCUUUCAAAUUGUAUCCCAAAAAAUCGAUGUUUUCUGGAUUACUCUGGAUCUAGGGGUACUGUAGGUGCGAAAUUACUGUAGAUUAUCGAAUUUGGAGCAUUUUGAGACCAAACAUGACUGGGUUACUGUAGCUCUGAAAUUCUCUAGAUCAAAAUUUGGAUCCCCGAAAAUAUUGGAUUACUGUGGAUCUAGGGGUACUGUAGGUGGGAAGUUACGCUGAUCUACACAACAGUAACCCUGAGGAGAGUACUGUAGGCGUGACCGCUUUUGCGAAAAAAAUUUACAGUACCCCAGUCAUGUUUGGUCUCAAAAUGCUCCAAAUUUCAUAAUCUACAGUGAUUUCCCACCUACAGUACCCCUUAAACUACAGUAUUUCAAAAAAAAUUGAUUUUUUUCGGGGUACAAUUUGAAAGAUUCCCAACUUUGAUCUACAGAAUUUUGGAGCUACAGUAACCUUAUCGUGUUUGGUCUCAAAAUGCUCCAAAUUAUGGCGGGAAUUCAAAAAAUUUUGCAGAACCCCCACAAAAUUCUGGCUCUCCUCUGCCUUUUGACCGGAAUCUAUCCAUUCAUCGGCGCCUUUCAUUUCGCCAACACCAACGUCUACAGCAGCCCGAUUUUUGACACAAUUUACGCAUCGAUUCACAGGCCGUUUUGGGCUUUUUCACUACUUUCUUUCGUCUAUUUGUGUCAUCAUGGAGCUUUUGGUGAGUUUUGCUGGCGAAAUUUGAAAAUUGCGCGAGAUUUGGUGCAGAAUGACACCAAAUAUGACUAUUUUUGUGAAAAAAUUCAAAAAUCGGUAUUUUCCCGCCCAAAAACCAUGUGGCCGAACUUUUGGAAAUCCUAGGCCACGUGGAUUUUUCAUUUGAAAAUUCAAAUUUUCAGAAUGGCUCAACGCAUUGCUCAGCUGGCGCGUGUUUGCUCCCCUUUCAAAGGUGACGUGGAUUACCCUGGUUAUCGCGGAGCCCGUCAUUCUCUACUUCUUCUCCUCACUCAACAAACCAGCCCAUGCAACACAUUGGAGUACGGUAGGUGUCUUUCGUGGUGGGACCUGAAACUUGAUUUGCGAACGAGGAGCAGCGCAUUUAAAUAUGACGAUUUCCUCAAAUUUCCCAGAAGCGCGCGUGUGCGAGUGGUUAGCAGUUUUGCCUGCGAAGCAGAGGGUCGCGGGUUCUAGCCCACCCCAACGCACAACUUUUUUUUCAGAUGUACACCUCAAUCUCGGCCGCAUUUUUAUCCUAUUUUGUCGCCAUGUGCCUUGAUAUUUUCGUGACGAGACCAAUUCGAUAUUUGAUCUACCGAGAGCAGAAACAUCGUUAUGCUCAAGCUCACAUUUCAGAUGACAACAAACACUAA
Molecule: messenger RNA, 7146 nt
Organism: Caenorhabditis angaria
Lineage: Eukaryota; Metazoa; Nematoda; Chromadorea; Rhabditida; Rhabditidae
Source: the annotation of a GenBank genome assembly